GAAUGUUAGAAACUCAUAUGAAAGAACAUGUGUACAAAAUAAAAAUAAUUUCUGUUAAAAGGCUUAAACAAUCAAUAUUUCCAAGUUUUAUCCGAUGACUGGCUAAUAAACCGUAACACAAUGUCCUAUAAAAUGUCUGCUUAUGGGAAUUACAUCAUUGUUGUUGCUUUAGUCACAACUAUCCCUGCCUCUUGCGUGUCCUCGAAUAAAAACACAUUCGCCAACCAGUUUUACAAGCAAAUGAGCACGUUUUACGGGAACAAAAACUUGGUCUGCUCUCCCGUCGGCUUGAAAAUCGCCAUGGCGAUCAUGCACGCCGGAUCCGCAGGAAACACGGGAGAUGAAAUAAGGAAAUCUAUGAAUUUUGGUGAGCAAUCGCCAAACUUGGAGACGUUAAAGAACGAAAUAGAGUUUUUGAGGACCCCGGGGUUAAGAAUGACCAUAAAACUGUUUGUCAAUAAGAAUGUCACAGUCAAAAAGACGUUUGAGGAUGACGUCAAUAAUAUUUCCAGUGCUGUUGGAGUUGGCAAGGUCCCUUUCUCAGAGGACCGAAGAGGAUCGGCUGAAGCGAUCAACAAUUGGACGUCGUCUUCAACUGAUAAAAAAAUCAAGGAGAUUGUAAAACAAGAUGAUAUCACAUCGGGAACUCGUUUAAUCAUCGCCAACGCGGCGCACUUCUUAUCAAAAUGGAAGUACGCCUUCGACAAGAAGAAGACCAUUUUCGGUUAUUUUACUAAUUUGCACAAUGCGAAUACAAAAGUGAGAUACAUGACAGACACUUUUCUUGCCAAUUAUUCACAGAUUGUCAAGCUCAGGGCGAAAAUAUUACAGCUGCCGUUCGAGGAUGAUGCGUUCCAAAUGAUCAUACUUCUUCCUCAAACAAACGCUGACUUGAAAUUCGUUGAAGGAGAGGUAAGCAAAAUGGACAUGAGCGAAAUCGUCGGACUGCUGCAACCGACGGUGAUCGAAGUCCGUCUGCCCGUCUUCAAGUUGGUUUCUCUAGUCAACCCUAGACGGCCUUUACAAAAUUUGGGAAUAAAACAGCUCUUCACACCGGGGGCAGAUUUGAGAAACAUCUCCGACUCGGGUAUAUACGUGGAUAAAAUAAUACAGAAAGUUUCAAUAGAAAUAAACGAAAAUGGAAAUCAAACAUCACCAUUAAAUGAAAAGUAUAAGAAAAACGCAACAUUGCCGAGGUUCUAUGCCAACACCCCUUUUAUGUUUGCAAUAGUCGACCAAACCACAACGCCAUUAUUUUGUGGAAAAUAUACAGGGGAGAAUAACUGAACAGAAAACAUUCCUUAGAAGGCUAAUAAAACACAACCAUUGUGGAAAAAAAAUAUAGAA
Molecule: messenger RNA, 1347 nt
Organism: Cimex lectularius (bed bug)
Lineage: Eukaryota; Metazoa; Arthropoda; Insecta; Hemiptera; Cimicidae
Product: serpin I2-like
Exons: 8
Coding region: 121-1287 (388 amino acids)
Molecular function (GO): serine-type endopeptidase inhibitor activity
Source: RefSeq, a predicted model, not a curated record